AUGCCAUCGAGAAACAAAGUAUUAAGGAACUUGAACGCUGUUGAGAGAAAAAUUCUCUGCGAAACGAGUAGCGGCUUACGGAAUGGUGCUGUCUUCUCUGCAACAUACUUUGCUGGUUCUGCAGAACGCGAAAUUUCCGAUAAUGCGACUUUGCAGUCAGAAAAGUGCCAUAGGCUCACUGAAUCUGCAAUCUGGGGUGCUCUAUCUAAGAUUAUAGAAGAUCAUGCAGAACUUCGUUACACCGUCAAUUCGGAUUUACAAUUUGAGCCUUUGGCGUCCAUUAAAUUUAACGAUGUCGUGCACAAAGUUGAAUUCGAGUGUUAUAAAGAUGAGCAGGUCAAUUGCUAUGGCGGUGCUCCACCUUACUUACUCCGGCACAUUUUCGACAAAUGCUUCUUUACAUUAGGUAGAGGCAAGCCCUUGUGGCAAUUGUUUAUAGUCGAUGAGUCGAUGGUCAUAUUCCAUGGCCAUGAAGUAUUAUUUGAUGAUUUUGCAGCUGCAAAUUUCCACAAAACGUUUCUCACUGUGCUGAACUCGCUGAAGUCGCAGAACACCAAGAAAGUGACGUCGCAAUUUGUCUUCCAGCACAGACAUGGCCUUUCUCCUCUGCAAACGUCAAUCUUUGACAGACAGCAACUAUCACUUCUCUCUAUGAUCUACAGUCCAUUGGGUUCGAGCAUGCCAGCGCUCCUCAAAGAUUUUUACAACCUGGCUAUUAAAAAGCCUUUGCACUUUAUUGAAUACGGCAGAUUUGAACACCACACGCCCACUAUAUUGAAUCUUCCGAGUGAAAACUUAAAAUUCAAUCAACUGUGUGGCAAAGUAGUCUUCGGAACAGUGGGAAACAUGAGACUGAAUGCCUUGCAAAAGGAAUUAGAUCGCAUGGGUACCAGCUUGCAGGCUUUCAUCACCGCUGCCACAAUUUUUUGCCUCGAACCGAUAGUGGAUACCACGCUAGCGUCCUUUUCGAUAUGCGUUCCAAUGAAUCUUAGGAAGUCAAUAGACAAGUCUCCUGAACUGGGGCUCUUCCACAAAAAUGUGAUUAUUGAUUGUCCAGCAGGUCUGCGCGGCGGCGGAAACCAAAAGUUUGAUACAUUCAGGCAGGAAAACUUAGAAGGAGUAACACUGAAUGAUGCAGGCUCUUCUAAAUCUGACUUUGACACGGAGUCACAUUUUGAGAGUGUCCUUUCUCUGGUGUCUGGCAAAUUGAAAUCAGCCCUUACUAGAUGGAAAACGUUGAGGUUUGAAGACGACGACUUGAAGUGGAUGAAAACUGAAGCUCUCGAUUCCUGUUCUCCAUCUUCAUCACGAGUGGUUGAGAUCAAUGACUUAACCGGUGUCGAUUUUUCUACCUCGCGCGAUGAUCGUUACCAUAUUAGGGACGUAUGCGCCUCAAAAAGCAGAAACUCUGACACAUUCAUUUCAGUCUCGUAUUGCUCAUCAUCAUCAACUGGCCUCACCCUUGGAAUUCACUACUACGAAAACUCAAUAAUCGAUAACUUUGUCGAACGACUAGAGACAUUUAUAGACGCUUAUCCUAACCUAGUUUAG
Lachancea nothofagi CBS 11611 is the source of this 1551-nucleotide messenger RNA. The record is from the annotation of a GenBank genome assembly. Lineage: Eukaryota; Fungi; Ascomycota; Saccharomycetes; Saccharomycetales; Saccharomycetaceae.